Molecule: messenger RNA, 8614 nt
Organism: Prorocentrum cordatum
Lineage: Eukaryota; Dinophyceae; Prorocentrales; Prorocentraceae
Source: the annotation of a GenBank genome assembly
AGCGGCACCGCCGAAGCCCCCUCCCCCUGGCGGCCCGCGUGCGCGGCGCCGCGCGGCGCGCGCCGACGCUCCCGCCGCGGUGCGCGCGCGAGAUGUGCCCGGGCGGCGGGGCGGACGCACGCCCCGUCGGCGGUCGGGGUGGCGCCUGGCGGGAGAGGCUGAAGCACCGCCGGCACGAGGGCGGCGAUGCCGACGCAGAGGGCGCGGGCACUCCCCGCAGAUCCCGCAGCCUCAGCAAGCCGGUCGAGCGUCUCGCGGCCGAGGCAGGCGGGUCCUUCGACCAGCGGGCCGUUCUGGACCAGGACCGGGAACUCAUCCAGCAGCUGACCCAGAGGCAGCAGACGCGGGAACGCCCGCCGGUGAAGAAGCCCACGCCGCCUCCGAAGGUCGCCCCCUACAGGGGCACGUCCUCGACCCCGACCAGCAACCGAGCGGGCAGCCUCGCGAGCACGACGCCCUCGACGCCGAACGGCGCCAGGGCGGGCAGCCGCGCGAGCUCAGCGUCCGACGCUGCCCCCGUGGAGUCGCCCGCGCACGGCGCCUGCGCCCUGGAGGCGGCGGAGGGCACCGUGGACGCUCUGUCUCCUGCGUCGCCUGCGGGCCCCGACGGCCACGGCGCGGGGCUUGGCGCCAUGGCGAUGCCGCCGCGGGCUGCUGCGGAAACUCCCCAGCCUCUCGCCAGCGCGCCGGAAGCGGCGGCAGCAGAGGCGUGGCCGGCCCCUGUGGCGCAGUGCGCCCAGUCACCUGCGCCGCAGCUGCCGCUGGAGCCCGUGGUGCCGCGCACUGGGCACCUCUUCACGGGCGCCGACAUCGACAGCCUCAUGGACCGCCUGGAUCCAGCCAAGGCGCUGCAGCAGCAGGACGGCGGCGACGGCGUCGUGGACGCGCCUCUGCGAGACCCAGCUGCUGCCGAGGAGAGGGGCCAGUGCACGCAGAACUUCGAGGAUAUCAACCGCGACUUCCUGCGGGACCACCGCCUCCCGGUGCAGGAGGUGCAGAGCCUGGAGCCAGCGGCCCCGGCGCCCGCCGUGGCGACCGCCAAUGGCCAGCCCGAGUUCGAGGUGCCGCUGAGGAAGGCCCUCAAGGAGCAGAUCCGGGCGAUCGACUCGUGGCUGGAGGAUGACUUCUCCGCGCGCGAGCGGCUGGCCGGCGCCUCGGGCGGGGGCGCUGACAUGGCCCAAGCGGUGGUCACGGGCCGCGGCCAUUCCUCGGUGCGGGCCUCGGUGCUGGACCCGUCGGUGGCCCUUCUGGCCGCGACGGCCGGCGCCUCUGGCGAGGCGGGUCAGCCCGAGGCGGAGGUGUUCCGAAAGCUCGAUGACGCCAAGAGGAAGAAGUCCGCCAGCCAGCAGGCGUCCCCCGUCCUCUUGAAGGACGCCGCCUCCCAGGUGAAGCCGCUGCUGCCCGGCCUGCCGCUGGAGAAGCUCUGCCGCGUGCUGCGGCUUUUCUGCUCCGCGCGGCACGAGGACCACGACCUCUACCUGCGCAUCCUGGGGGAGAUCCCCCUCCAGGUCCGCGGAAUCAGCCCGGAGCAGCUGACCGACUGCGUGCGGGUGAUGUGCCGGCUGCGGCUGCGGGAGGAAACGUAUUUGGAGCUCUUCUCCACGGAGGCGAUGAACAUGAUCCGGGCCGGGAGCCGCAAGGCCGUCCGCGCGCCGAGGCGCCCUCCAGCCCCGUCGCGGAAGGUGGACGCCGCUGCCACGGCGGCCGCCAGCGACGGGUCGGGGCUCGCCCCGUCGGCGCCGGCCGCGCCCCGGCCGGCCGCAGCGCCCGUUGAGGUGCUGGCCCCGUUCACGGCCACCCAGCUGAUCCAGAUCGGGAACGCGCUUAGCCAGCUGGGGGCGAAGCUCAGCUCGCGCUUCCUCGACGUCUUCCAGGCGCAACUCUCGGUCGCCAUCCCGCGCCUCACGCUGGAGGAGUGCGAGCUGGUGAGCCCGACGCUGGCGAUGUCGCCGCUGAUUCCCGACGCGCUGCGCCGGUCGUUCCUCGAGCGGUGCAUGCGAGUGGACGCCGGGAGGCCGCUCGAGGGGCUGGACAACAGCACGGCGGCGCCUGACAUCGUCGAGUUCCAGCGCAGCGCCGAGUCCAGGAGGAAGCGCGCGAAGCAUUCCCGGAACAUCUUCGUCGUCGAGGCCUGCGUGCGCAAGGAGACGUUCUCGUUCUUCUCGUCCCUCCCAGCGGACGUGAGGGCGUACCUCGACGGGGUCCGGGCGGGCGGCGAGAGGCUAGAGCACGAGGGCCCCAGCUUCUUCGCCUCGCAGGUCGCGGCCGUCCUGGAUCGGCUUGGCGUCGCCUGCGACUUGCGGCGCAUGGCCGGCCCCGUGGGUCUGCACGUCGUGGCCAAGGCCACAAGCCCGAGCGCCCAGGCCGACGAGAUCGUGUACGAGUGCUUAGACGAGAGCGCCUACUACGGGGCGCGACAGGAUGACGCGUGCGCCCCCGAGCUCACCGCGUGCACGAAGCUCCGUCACAGGCUCCUGCAGCGGCUGAAGGUGCAGGUGGUGCACGUGAGCGCCAGCGAGUGGCACGACGACGACGACUUCGAGCAGCUCGACGAGGAGGAGGCGGAGGACUACGAGGCGGCGCCCGAGACACCCGUCGGAGGCGCCGACAGAGACGGCGGCGGCACGCGAGACAACUUGCCGAUCCCGAUCUUCGACGGGAGUGGCUGGCGGGACUUCUCGCGGCGCGUCGAGGCCUGGCAGCUGGCGACCUCCCUCAGGUCCGAGCGCCGCGGCCCAGCGCUCUACGCGAGGCUGCAGGGUGACGCUUGGGCCGCCGUCGAAGACAUCGACAUGCAGAGGCUCGCCGAGCCAGGAGGGCUCGAGUUCUUGAUGAUCGAGCUCAAGGACCGCUUGGAAGAGCAGGAGCAGAUGCGCACAUUCAAGAGGAGGUUCAACACUCUGGUGCAUCGCCUGGCCAAGUUUGCCGUGACUUUGCCCGCGAUCGUGCUCGGAUGUUUUUUUCGGGAGAAGCUGCGGCUGCCGAGCGAUCGACGUGCGAUGGUGCUGGCCAGUGCGAACAAUGACUACGAUUUCAAGGUGAUGUCCGCGGCGGCCGAGAGAAAUUGCCCCAAUGUUGCUGAGUUCGACCGUCCAGGCGGCCGCGGACAAGAUCAGACAUUCAAGCCCAAGAAGUUUCAGAGGUUCGCCCUCGAGGACUACCUACACGACCUGGAUGAGGCCGAGUGCCAAGCCGUGGAGUCUUUCCUGGCGAACGGUGGAGACCUUACCGACCUCCCGGGCCUGGAUGAGUUCGAGGACGACGCUGACGACCAGGAGCCCGGUGACGACCAGGAUGAGACCAUGGCGGCGCUGGCGGAGGUUCAGCGAGACCCCAAGAGGCAGAAGGAGAUCGAUGACUUGAAGAAGAAUUCAGUCUGCAAGGCCUGCGACCAGCGAGGGCACUGGAAGGGCGACCCUGAGUGCCCCAAGACCCGUGGAGGAGGACCGCCCUCGUCGGGAGCUCGCAGGCCGAUGUUGGCUAUCCAUGACAGCGGCUGUGCGGAGGCGGAGCCGCGCAGGGUCAUGACAGCGAUGAGUUCGAGGACGACGACGACGGCCAGGAGCACACCCAAGCCUGCUGCCGAGAAGAAGCCGAACACCAGAGCGGGCGUCUACUCUUUCUUGACCCUCUCGUUCCCGGUGUUCAUCUUCGCGCCCUUCGAGGAGAUGUGGAGGCGCGUCGGGUUCGCGAUCUACGACAGUGGCUGCGCCAGGUGCGUUAUGGGCUACAACAUGCUGAAGCUGUGGGCGGUGCUCUUGAGGCGUCGCACGCGUGGCCUGAGGUACCGGCGGGUCGACGAGAAGGAGCGGUUUCGGUUUGGAGCUGGCGACCCGGUCUGGAGCACCUUUGCAGCGCUGAUCCCGAUAUGUAUUUCACAUCGUACUUCAGGCAUUCUGCGUGUCCGCAUCGUGCCAGGCGACCUGCCGCUGCUCUUUUCGAGGCCGGCGGCGAAGCAGCUCGGGAUCCGCGACGACCCGAGGACCAGCACCUUCAGUUUUCCAGAGGAGCUGGGCGUGCCACACGUGCCGGUCGCAGAAGCUGACUCCCAGCAUCCGCUGCUCAAUCUGUUUCAGUUUCCAGCAGAAGGCUGGGUGGCGCCGCCAGGGGCAGUCUUGGACGAGACGCCCUGGAGCAGCAACACCAUGAUAAAGUGGACCAGCAUCGCCAAAACGGAGUUCGAGCUUAUCAAAAUGCAGAUCGAGCUUAUCAAAAUUAAGGGCGAGCUUAUCAAAACGGAGGUCGAGCCAGUCACAAUGCAGAGCAGUACCAAAACAAGCAGCAAGCAAACGUUCGAGAUGAUUCAGAAGCGACCAGAUCUUCGGCGGGCAUGGUGGCGCUUCGCCCAGAUCUUGAUGAAUGCGGCCCAGGCUCUCAUGACACCCAAGCGCGGCGUGAUGAUCAGCAUGGGCUACCGGAAGCGUAUCAUCUCGAGGUUGACUCACGUGAGACCGAUUCGGAAGGGGAUCACUCAGAUGACGAAGGCGGAGUUGCGCGUGGAGCUGCUGACCAUAGGAGUGGAUACCUCGGGGAGCGAGACGUGUGCAGCCCUACGGGAAAGCCUGCGAGCCACACGACCGCCCGAGGAGGCAAAGCACCAGACGGGGACCCCCAGGGCAAAGCUGGCGUCGGGAUUCAGCAAGCUCAAGAAGCCCGAGGCCAUCGCUUUCUGCCAGGCUGCAGGCGUCGCGUUCGACGGGACGGCGGACGCCCUGAAGCUCAGGAUCAAGGCGUGGGUAGCAGCAGAAGGCAACUCCAAGCACGCCUCCCAUGGCGAGGGAGAUCCAGGCCAAGGUCAAGAUCGCUUGGCAAGGAUUCGGACGGCACCGGCUCGGACAGCAGUGACGACGCCGGUCACGGCGGCGGAGGUGGACUGGGACCCGGACCAAGACCUCGCGAGAGUCGACGAGGAGAGCGACGAGUCCGAGCUGAGCGAGGCGGAGACCGAGUCGAGCGCGGCCGAGACCGGCCAGGACAAGGAGCUGAUGAACCACCUCGAUCUCGGUUUCCAGCUGGUCAGCGGGCUUCGUGGCGCUCUGACUUCGUGGACGCUGCCAGCUGUGUGCCUCGCAGCGACCAUCGGCGAGUCGGCUGGCCUCAACCUUGCCAGCUUCGCCAAGGCCGCGGGGGGGCCCGCCGCCACGGAGGUGCGCGUCACGGUCGACGAGGACGGCGCCAAGAUCAUCUUCGUGGAGAUCUGGGGUGGCAAGGCCGCGGCGUCGCGCGAGGCCGCCCGUCGAGGUUUUCGUGUCGGCCAGCCCUGGGACAUCGAGUACGGCGACGAUCUCGAGAAGCCGAAUGUCCAGCAGCAGCUGAUCGAUUUCGUGGAUCGCGAGAAGCCGGACUGCCUGGUGCUCGAGCCGACCUGCAGGAUCUGGAGCCACAUGCAGAACCUCGUGUUCAAGGGAGACAAGCAGCGCCUGCGGCGGGCGCGGCUGAAGGAGCUGCCGACGCUGAAGCUAGUCGAGAGGCUCUUCGGGAUGCAGUACGUACGAGGGCGGCUCAGACAACUCCCGGGCGUGGUCGAGUUCCAGACUGACAUGUGCGCGCACGGCCUCACCUGCCCUCAGACCCGGAAGGCAGUCAAGAAGCCUACGAGGAUAUUGGCGACUCACGCGCCUUUCGAGAAGCACUGCGGCCUGCGGCGCACGGAGGACCGCGACCACGCUGAGCUGAAGGGCUAUGGCAGCAAGGGCAUCUCCUGGAGCCAGGUCUAUAUCAAGGACUUCAGUCGGCGCAUCGUCGACGCGUUCGAGGAGGUGCGCAACAAGAGCUACCAGGCCAUGGCGGCGGACGUCGACGACAAGGACGACGAGGCACCCGAGGAGGAGCCCAUGGGCUCCCGAGCGAUCUCGUUCGGGGAGAAGGCUGGCAUCCUAACCCUUGAGUAUCUCUCGAACGACGACCUGGCCAGGAACCUGAGGCUCAACGGCGCGGACGAUGCUCUCGUCCGCGGCGCCAAGCACCUGCGCUGUGCUACGUGCAACAGGACUAAGCCUGCUGCGGGAUCUCAUCGAGUUUCCUGUCUGUCGCCAGUCGGCGGCUUCAAUGACGAGCUGGGCGUCGACGGCCUCUACCUUCGGAACGUGCACGGGAAGCCCUACCUGUUCCUGUCGCUCGUCGAGGCCUCCACGACGUGCCACGUUGCACGCUACCUGAAGAACCGGAAGCCAGCCACCGUGGCUAAGGUCUUUCGAGAGCUGUGGCCUGCUGGACCGCCUAGCGUGGUCAGGCUCGACCCGGACGGCAUGUUCUACACCGAGUUUCAGGAGGCCAUGGACACGAUGGGGAUCCGCGUCAAGGCCGUGGCAGGCCAAGCGCAGUGGCAGAACGGCCGCACUGAGCGGCAUGGCGGCUGGCUCAAGCUCAUGGUCAACCGCGUCGUCGAGCACAAGUCAGUCACGAGCCGCGGUGACCUUGAGACCGCCGUCUGGGAGACCUGCCAGGCCAAGAACGACAUGCGUCGGAUCUGCGGCUUCUCACCGUCGCAGUGGGUGCACGGAUGCUCUCCUACCAUGUCUGCCGACCUGAUCGAUCGGCCUGGCCAGAUUGCAGAGCACAGCAUGCAUCACGUGUCCACGGAGCUCGCCAGGAGGAUGGCUAUCCGCGCGGCUGCGCGGACGGCCUUCGUGGAGCUGCAAAAUAGCCAGGCGCUCCGUCGAGCACUCUUGCGGAAGCCGAGGGUCGCCCGCAUCAACUACCAGAACGGUGGCCUGGUGUUCUACUGUUGGCUGCGCAAGGGGACGAAGCUCCACGAGUGGCGAGGCCAGGACCUCGGCGACACCCUCGAGGAGCGAGCGAGAGAGCUGGAGCUGGAUAUCGAGGAGAUCGAGAGGGACAAGCGCCCGGCUGACGCGGCCAAGCGCCUGGGGGACGAGCCGCCCCGCGAUAAUCCAGAACAGCCCGUUCGCUUUGCCAAUUUCAGUUUCGGCCCGAUCGCGAAGCGGAGCUGGAACACGACGAGGCUGCAACGUCGAGCGCUGGAAAAGGAGAUGCCAUGGAACAUGAUCCCAGCCAGCGACCGCCCUCUCUAUCGCGAGGCGGCCGAGUUGCAGUGGAAGCAGUGGGAGAACUACGACGCCGUCGAGCCGCUUUCAGUCAAGGAAAGUCAGAAGGUUCGUGAGCGAGUCCACCAGAGCCGCAUCUCGACGUCGAGGUUCCUCUACCGGAACAAGAACGCUGGAGUCAAGGACGCGCCGCCCAAGCCAAAGGCUCGGCUGUGCUUUGGUGGCCACAACGACCCGGACCUCACGAUGGGGCUCAGGACCGACGCACCGACCGUGUCGAGGCAUUCGGUGCUCACCUUCCUGGCAGUGGCGGCGGCGUACGACUUCGAUAUCGUGGCCGGCGACAUCGAGUGUGCCUUCAUGCAGGGCGAGGAGCACCGGCGCGCCGAGGAGCUCUACAUGUCUCAGCCCAAGGAGGGCCUGCCGAACAUGGACCCUCGGUGCCUCCUGAAGGUCAAGAAGGGCAUCUUCGGGCUUGCGGAUGCGCCGCGGCUGUGGUGGCGACGUCUGCGUCGGGGCCUGGUCGAGGCGGACUUGAAGGACGAGGAUGUCAAGCCCAUCCUCAUGAUGCAGUCCCGGCUCGACCCGACGGUGUUCCGCGGCUUCAACGAGGACGGCGGGCGGUGUAUCUUGGUCUGCGUACGUGCUGAGGAUCUCCUCGUAGCCGCGAAGUCGCAGGCCCUACGUCAGGGAGUUCGAGGUCUCUUCAACUUCGGCGAGUGGCGUCGCGUGCCUGUGGUGUUCUGCGGGAAGCUGCUGCAGGCGGGCCCAGAAGGAGGUUUCCUGCUGGGCCAGUCGACCUUCAUCGAGGGCAGGCUCGAGCCGAUCGAGAUCGACAAGGCCCGGAAGCGUGGUCCGAGCCUGGAGUGUAAUGCCCGCGAGGCCGCGGACAAUCGCAGUGCAGUCGGCAGCUUGGGGUGGCCAGCUCGAGAGACGAGACCCGACCUGUCGUGUACGGUAUCUAUGGCCCAGCGCAAGCAGAAUGCCCGUUGCAUCCAAGACCUGCUGGACGUCAACAAGGCCAUCGGAGUGUUGCAGAGCUCGGCCAGCGAGAAGUUUCACAUCCCCAAGCUGGACGUGGAGUCCCCGUGGUGCCUGAUAGUCUACCACGAUGCGGCAUGGGGAAAUGCGCUCACCGAGGACGAGGCCCUACGUCGGAUCGCUCAAGGGGAGAAGGUCCACUCGCAGGCGGGGUACCUGGUCUACCUGUGCGAGCGUGCAGUUGCUGAAGCACGCCCGGGCAAGGCGAUCCUUGUGGAUUGGAGAAGCCACGCCCUGCCGCGCGUGGCUAGGAGUACCUUCGCUGCCGAGACUCAGAGUUGCACCGAGGCGUUUGACUCAGCAGAGCUUGUGCGUGCUGUGAUUCUCGAGAUGAUGUAUGCCGACCUGGACGUGACCAACAGUGAGAUGCUAGCCAACAUUCGUAUGCUCCCGAUCACGUGUGUGACGGAUUGCAAGUCGCUUUAUGACACCCUCCAGCGGGAUGCCGGUAAGCUCCCGCAGGAGAAGCGCCUGAUCAUGGAUCUGGCUUGGCUGCGCGAGGCCAUGCAGCUGGAGGCUGCCGUGGACCCCCGCGAGAGUAUGAACGUGGCAGAUGUGCCGAUGCG